Molecule: messenger RNA, 1752 nt
Organism: Pisolithus orientalis
Lineage: Eukaryota; Fungi; Basidiomycota; Agaricomycetes; Boletales; Pisolithaceae
Product: NAD-aldehyde dehydrogenase
Exons: 14
Coding region: 81-1559 (492 amino acids)
Molecular function (GO): aldehyde dehydrogenase (NAD+) activity
Source: RefSeq, a predicted model, not a curated record
GCCACCUUCAACUUCUGCCACCGCUCGGGUCUUGAGUGAAGCUCGUGUCAACAACGGCUAUUACAGUGCUGCCUGCGUUCAUGUUGUUGCGCAAAGCGGUCGUGUCAGUCCGUCAUGUGCGCUGCGUCCGUGGCCUCUCUAGCAGAGCCUCUAACAUCUUAGGUGCUCUGGAUAUACCAAACUCAUAUGAAGUACCAGGCGUGUAUGACGGAAGGUGGAAGGGAAGUGGUAAAACCCUUGAGAGCGUAUGUCCAACUACAGGCGAAGUACUGGCUCGCGUCCGAUCAGCCACUCCAGACGAACUCCGCGAGGCACUGGAGAAAUCCAAGGAUGCCCACAUCAUUCUCAGGAAAAUACCUGCGCCCAAUCGUGGCGAGAUUCUAAGACAGAUUAGGGAGGCUCUUGCAGCAAAGAGUGAUGUUCUUGGCGCACUGGUCUCUCUGGAAAUGGGAAAGAUUAAAACGGAGGGCGUCGGCGAGGUCCAAGAAUUCGUAGACAUCUGUGAUUACGCCGUCGGCUUAUCGCGCAUGAUGAAUGGCAGAGUCAUGGCCUCGGAACGGCCUGGGCACACCAUAUUGGAAGUACCUAAUCCGCUCGGAGUCGUUGGCGUAUUAACGGCAUUCAACUUUCCCGUCGCAGUGUACGGGUGGAACUUCUCUCUUUCUUUCGCAGCUGGAAAUGCAAACGUCUGGAAGCCUUCUCCCAGCACUCCUCUCUGUUCCAUUGCCGUAACAAAGAUCAUCGCGCAAGUUUUAGAGAAAAAUGGCAUCCCCGGCGCCGCGUCUGCUCUUGUGUCCGGGGGUAAGGAUGUUGGUGAAGCUCUCGUGGGGAGUCCAGACAUCCCGCUGGUAUCAUUCACGGGUAGUGAAGCUGUGGGCCGCGUUGUCGGCAAGGCUGUACAGUCUCGAUUUGGGAAGACAAUACUAGAACUGGGUGGAAACAAUGCGUCAAUCGUGAUGCCCGAUGCAGACUUGUCGAUGGCUGUACCCGCAGUCUUUUUUGGCGCUGUGGGCACUGCUGGCCAGCGUUACAUUGCUUCACGAUUUUUGGACGCGCUACAGAAGCUUUAUGCUUUGUUGAGAGUCGGCGACCCAUUGGUUGAGGGCACCUUACUAGGCCCUCUGCACACUCGUGCAGCUGUCGGGACUUAUGCUGAGGCCGUCCGGCAGCUCCGGGAACACGGGGCACGUAUUUUGACAGGUGUUGAACUUCGCCAGGGAAAUUUCGUUCAGCCGACCAUCGCAAUACCUAAACAUGUAGAUCCAGCGGAUGCUAUUUGGAGCACAGAGACCCUCUGGACCCAAAACAUGCGCAAUAUUGGCAAGUGGAUAGGCCCCGAGGGCUCUGACACAGGAAUAGUUAAUGUCAAUGUUGGCACAAGCGGUGCAGAGAUUGGGGCCGCGUUCGGUGGAAAUAAGCUGUUUCCUGACAAUUCACUUUUAUAUAGGGGCCGAGAAUCUGGCGGUGAUGCGUGGAAACAAUAUGUCCGAUGGAGCGCCUGCACUAUCAACUUCUCUGACGCUGCACCCCUAGCACAGGGGGUUGAUUUCUCGACAUGACGAGGGUCACUGCUGAGAAGGCUUAUUUAUCAGUAUGGGAGUCUGCUCAUUAAAUCAUCGGUAACCAAAUGUGGCCCUCGUUUACGUCAGCAUGUAAUUCACUGGACAAUUUACGGCUACACAGUGGCCACGAUGUGGAGUAACCCCGAUUCUGAGAUAUAUGUUGUUUAAUGAUUAGUCAUAAUGAGUCCAG